CCACCCUUGGCGAUAUCUCAACUUCCCCAGUCCAAUUUGGGAAGCAAAAUAUACUUUGAUCAUUUGCAUUCUCUCCCUUUCUUCUUCAAAGAUUUCUUGAUUUCUUUCGAUCUUCUUCAUCCCUGCGAUUGAAUCGUGUAUUUUUCUAGGCCGAUCCUGAGUUCUUUGUAAACCUGCAGCUUGCUUAUAGCUAGCCAUGGCUUCAAAUUCGUUGCUAUCUUCUUCUUCUUGUUCUUGGUCAUCAAUUCUAUUUGCCGCCCUGAUAGCGGUAGUUCUGGUCGUAUUUGUUUCCCCAGCCCAUUCGACAUCUAGGCCAGCUCUUGAUCGACGGAUGAUCCAAGCCGGAUUCAAAGUUCCUCUCAAACACGUCGAUUCCGGCGGAAACUUCACCAAGUUUGAGCUCCUGCAACGUGCCAUGAAGCGCGGCAAGCACAGGCUGGAUAGGUUCAGUGCAAUGGUUCUGGCAGCUGGAGAUAGUUCGGAAAUUAAAUCACAAGUUUAUCCCGGCAACGGCGAAUUCCUCAUGAAGUUGUCGAUCGGAACCCCGCCAGCGUCGUACUCGGCGAUCCUAGACACCGGCAGCGAUCUGAUAUGGACUCAAUGCAAGCCUUGCCAGCAGUGCUUCGAUCAGCCGACGCCAGUUUUCGAUCCCAAGCGAUCCUCCUCUUUCUCCCAGGUGUCGUGCUCCGCCGCACUUUGCCAGGCGCUGCCGCUGCCGAGCUGCGCCGCCGAGGGUUGCGAGUAUCUGUACACCUACGGAGAUUACUCCUCAACGCAAGGGGUUCUGGCCACGGAAACCUUCACGUUCGACGACAAGGUUUCGGUUCCGAAUGUUGCGUUCGGAUGCGGCGAAGACAACGAAGGAAGUGGAUUCAACCAAGGCGCCGGACUGGUGGGAUUAGGACGAGGACCAUUGUCACUGGUUUCCCAGCUCGGCGAGCCCAAGUUCUCGUACUGCCUGACCUCCAUUGACGGCACCAAAUCCAGCUCCCUUUUGAUGGGAUCACUGGCAACCGCCGGCGUAGGUUCCGGCGGCACAAUCGAGACCACCCCUUUGAUCCAAAACCCAUCACAACCAUCUUUUUACUAUCUUUCUCUUGAAGGAAUCACAGUUGGUGACACUUUAUUACCCAUCGAGAAAUCCACUUUUGCACUCAAGGAAGAUGGAAGUGGCGGCCUCAUCAUAGACUCCGGCACCACCAUCACCUAUUUGGAAGACAGUGCCUUCCAGCUGGUGAAGAAAGAGUUUAUUUCUCAAGUAAAGCUGCCAGUGGACGAUACCGGCGCCGCCGGGCUGGACCUCUGCUUCACCCUGCCGUCGGGAGCCACGACGGUGGAGAUUCCGCAGCUGGUAUUCCAUUUUGACGGCGCCGAUCUGGAGUUGCCUGGGGAAAACUACAUGAUUGCGGAUUCGACAAUGGGGUUGAUGUGCUUGGCUAUGGGAAGCUCGAGUGGCAUGUCCAUAUUUGGCAAUGUUCAACAGCAGAAUAUGUUGGUGGUGUAUGAUCUAACGAAGAAAACCCUUUCCUUUGUACCCACGCAAUGCGACCAGUUGUGAUGAGCUAGCUUUCCUCUAGUUUGUUCAUCAUCUUUAUCUGCUUCUGUAUCACUUGCCAUGGUUCCAAUAUUUGAACUUAAAUUGUUACACUUUGAACCAAUAAACUCAAUGUUUUUAUCA
Messenger RNA from Diospyros lotus (date-plum), 1678 nucleotides. Its product is annotated as aspartic proteinase nepenthesin-1-like. The record is from RefSeq and is a predicted model, not a curated record. NCBI's taxonomy places the organism in Eukaryota, Viridiplantae, Streptophyta, Magnoliopsida, Ericales, Ebenaceae. Gene Ontology annotation, molecular function: aspartic-type endopeptidase activity. The transcript has a single exon. Gene Ontology annotation, biological process: proteolysis. The coding region runs from base 197 to 1558 and encodes 453 amino acids. Gene Ontology annotation, cellular component: extracellular region.